UACGGUUUAUAUAAAUUUUGUAGUUUGGCGUUUGUGUAAGUAAUAAAAUUGCGUUGAUUUAUUUUAUUGGUUAUAUUUCAAGUGUUCGCAUUACUUUUCACUUCAUAUUGCUGUGCAAUAUUUAUGUAUCCUACGAUUACUAAGCAUUUGCAGUGCGUUAUAUUUCUUCAAAAAGAAUAAAAUUGAAAUAACAAGCAAAAUUUAAUUGAUUUACACAAAAGGAUUAUGUUCAUGUUACAAAUACAAAUAUUUUAUAACCUCAUCUCAACAAUAUCGACGCAAUAUUUUAAACUUCACCAACCACCUUUACAAGCAGUACCAUAUUACCAACCAAACUAUUUGCCAAAUAAUUACUUCCAUCAAGAAACGGAUUCCAGUGAAGACUCCGAUGGAAGACGAUGUAAAUGCUCAUGUUUUGACUGUUCACGACCUAAACGAUGUUGUAGAAAAGUAUGUAGAAACUGCAAGACAAAAGAGAUCCAAGGACUUGUCGUGAUACCCUAUCCUGUUCCCCUGCUAAUGUAUUCUACAGAAAAAACAGUUGAAAAUUCAACUAAAGCAAAGGAAAAUAAAACAAAAUUACUUUCCCUUGAAAGUGAAAAUAUAAGCACAUUCUCUACAGCUCCAGUUUAUGUAGAAGAUGGUGAUGAUAUAAAAAAUGUUAAUACAAAUAAGGUACAUUUAGGAGCAUCUAAUCACAAAUACUCAAACUUGAAGAAUAUAAAUAAAAAUAAAUAUAUGGUGGCGCGGAUUAAUGAGGACUACAGACCAAAUAAGAAUACUGUUAUUAGGUAUAAGAAAUUGGAUGACAGGAAGAAAUACGAAGUGAUACCUUUGCCUAAUAAGUUAGCUAUUGAAGUACUAAAGGGGCUGCAAAAAUAUGACGACCUUAAACUGAAAUAAUAAGGUGUAUUUCGCAUUUUUCAUAAAAUCUGUCGCAAGCCGGUGAAUUUUUUUUCGCAUAGUUUUCUCAGCCAUUUAAAGCAAUGUUGGUAAAUGUAUAGGAAAUAAUUUGUAAAAUAUAUUAUUAAUUUUA
Messenger RNA from Manduca sexta (tobacco hornworm), 1036 nucleotides. RefSeq lists its product as uncharacterized. The record is from RefSeq and is a predicted model, not a curated record. NCBI's taxonomy places the organism in Eukaryota, Metazoa, Arthropoda, Insecta, Lepidoptera, Sphingidae. The transcript is spliced from 2 exons. Bases 226 to 903 code for a protein of 225 amino acids.